AGACAAGUUCUUCUCUGGGCACUUGACCUUUAAAGCUCCACCUGACGGGCAGAUCAUGAGGAUUCCUGCAUUAAUCAUCGCAGUCUGCGUCUUCAGGCUUUGCGGGAAGAGUUGGGGUGGUCGGCUCGAAGGGUUAAGCUACCCUGGCGUCCACGGAGCCUCUGUUGUUGACGGCGACGGGAAUGAAGACGAAGAUGUUGUAGUAUCUGGACAGUUCACCUCAAGAAUCUCCGCAUCCACUGCCGACGAAGCUCAUGAUUCUGAAGAUGAGGAAGAUGACAUUGUAAAGGCCGUCACUGAUGUCGAAUGCAAAAGGAAUCCAGAUAACGCUGAAGACGAGGAUUUUGACGAUGACGAAGAGGAGGACUACAACACAGCAAAGGUUCGUCUGUACAUAGUUGACUUGUCUAAUGGAGAUAUGCGGGAAACGUGUCGACGUAGUAGACGUAUGUUCACGAGCGACGCAAACAGAACACGCAAAUCUAGACGUUCACGUCCAAAGGAUAUUGACAUUACCGAUCCAGAUGAGAACCUUUGCAAAUCUUUUGACUAUUACUAUGACGAUGUUCCCACCAAGUUUAUCGUUCCAAACAGAAGAUACACCAUCGGAAAGUUGUUGGACGGAGCUACAGAGAUUUGGAAGGCUGAGAACGGAGAGAGCUGUACGUAUUGCUACCUGCAUUACAGGGAUAAAACGCCAAUUCUAGUACACAUGCUCGAGGAAACAAAGACUGGAGAAAACUUUAAAACUCUUAUUAAGGGGGAGAAUAGAGUUUGGGGUAAUGCAUACAGCUACUCUGAUGCAUUAUCCAGAUUGCGAAUUCCCGUAGAACAAACUACACAGUUCCUUUUGAACUUGACUGCUGACAGUGAUACCGCUGAGUGCAGGAUAUUUAACUCUACAAUUAAUGAUGUCACCGUACGGUUCUACAUUCCAAUGUCAGGAUUUCAUGCGAACAAGGUCUACUCUGGUGCAAAAGAACUUUGGGCAUGCGGAUCGACUAAAAGUGUGUUUUCCUCCAUCAAAGGUACACCCAAGGAGAGAGUGAUAAUCCUAACGGCAUAUUUCAAGGAUGGAAGGCACCACCUCAUUAAAAUGAUCACGAAAGAUAGUAACGGGAAAAGCGACUCAAUUCAUUUUGAGGAGAGAAGUGGUGAUUGGGACUUUAUCAACUCCAACAUCUUUGAAGAUAAAAGGAAAAAACUUGGAAAGGUCUCGACGAGCUAA
Messenger RNA from Theileria equi strain WA, 1228 nucleotides. RefSeq names its product signal peptide-containing protein. The record is from RefSeq and is a predicted model, not a curated record. The transcript has a single exon. Bases 56 to 1228 code for a protein of 390 amino acids. Lineage: Eukaryota; Apicomplexa; Aconoidasida; Piroplasmida; Theileriidae.